This is a messenger RNA of Spirodela intermedia, 968 nucleotides long. The record is from the annotation of a GenBank genome assembly. NCBI's taxonomy places the organism in Eukaryota, Viridiplantae, Streptophyta, Magnoliopsida, Alismatales, Araceae.
AUGAAAAGAGAUAUAAAGGCAUAUAUCAACAAUUACCUUACUUGCUUACAGUGCAAAUCUUUUUCACUAUCCCCAGCGGGACUUCUGCAGCCACUGCCUACACCUACCCAAAUAUGGGAAAACCUUUCAAUGGAUUUUAUUGAAAGCUUACCGAAAUCAUAUGGGUCGAAUGCCAUAUUAGUAGUAGUGAAUAGAUUAAGCAAGUACAGUCAUUUCAUUGCCCUAUAUCAUCCAUUCUCAGCCAAGGAGGUCACUCAAUUAUUCAUCAAGGAAAUCGUAAGGCUCUAUGAGUUUCUAAAGACAAUGGUCUCCGAUACAGGACGAAUAUUCUUAACUGCAUUUUGGUGUGAACGACACACACUAUAGGGAACUCUACUCAAAUUUAGCUCCUCUUACCACCCUCAAAUAGAUGGACAGACUGAAGUCAUCAACAGGUGCUUAGAAAAUUACUUGAGAUGUACAGUAUUUGAUAAAUCGAAGUAAUGGAAAUUAUGACCUCAUUGGACAGAAUAUACUUACAAUGCUUCCUAUCAUUCUUCCACUAAAAUGACUCUUUUCGAACAGUAUAUAGUAGAGACCCACCAAAACUUAUCAAAUAUGGAACAUCCCCUUUACCACUUGAUGCCAUCGAUCAACUAAUCAUGGAACGAGAUAUUAUCCUUAAGAUUCUGAAAUUCAACUUGCACAAGACACAAGUAAGUAUGAAAUCUAAUACAGAUAAGCAUUGCCGAGAAGUGGAAUUAGAGGUGGGUGAUUUGGUCUUCCUCAAGAUCAAACCAUAUCAGAUGAAAUCUCUGGCAAAAAAGAAAAACGAGAAGUUAAACCCUCGCUAUUUUGGUCUGUAUCUUAUUAUGGAAAGAAUUGGACCAAUGGCAUAUAAACUCCAAUUGCCCGACCAUUCAGCUAUUCAUCUGGUAUUCCAUAUAUCCCAGCUCAGGAAGAAACUAAGAACAGACAACAGAAGUUAA